Hypoxylon trugodes is the source of this 2553-nucleotide messenger RNA. RefSeq names its product kinase-like domain-containing protein. The transcript has 10 exons. Gene Ontology annotation, molecular function: ATP binding; protein serine/threonine kinase activity. The coding region runs from base 205 to 2553 and encodes 782 amino acids. Lineage: Eukaryota; Fungi; Ascomycota; Sordariomycetes; Xylariales; Hypoxylaceae. Gene Ontology annotation, biological process: peptidyl-threonine phosphorylation; peptidyl-serine phosphorylation. The record is from RefSeq and is a predicted model, not a curated record.
GGGACCCCUGAAAACGGUUACGGUUUGAUACGUACAACGAUCUUAUGUUCGGUUGGAUUUUUAUUUCUGUUUAUUUAUUAUUCUGAUGAUGUCCCUGCGCAUAAAGAAAAUUAUCUAGUUGAGCGUAUCUUGUAGCUCCUCUAUCCUCCCCUAUAUUUGUAAUACAAAGAGCACCACGUUCUAUGUCUAGUUCCGGUAUCAUUGAUGAGCUGCUCAUUGUUUCCUUUCUCUCAGUACCCACCCAAUAAACCCCAAAAUGAGCUUUAUAAGGAAGAAGGGGAAUUAAAAAUGGCCGAAAUGUUGAGAAAUUUAGGAUCCUAUUGGAAGACUGACGUUUUCCCUGGAUUACUACACUUAGACUCGAAUCAAAAUCAGGUAUCACUGGACGAUCACUUCAAGCGAGCUCAAGCCUUACGGGCUCAGGCCCAAAGCACCUUUGAGGCUUACGAACAAGGCCGUGGCAGCUUAAGAUACAAACGAGUUUUCCGUAUAGACGAAUAUGCAAUGACGUUAAUCUGGUCUUUACACAACGAUGUAGGCGCCCAAGUUCAGGACAUAGCUAUGAAAAUUCCCAUACAAAGAAACACCCCUACACAGAGUCUACAGGAACAGUGGUCCGGGAACCAACACCUUGUAGCGGCGCGCAAUGAUUAUGAUUGGAUGGAAGCCUUGCAGGGCCACGAGCACAUCGUACAGCUCGUUAAUAUGGAACCUCAUGUACGGUAUCGCGUAGGAACCACAUUCUAUAACACGACGAGCCAAAUUCCCAUUGUGAUCGUCAUGGAAGCGUUGCAGAAAUGCAGUCUUUUGGACCUUAUUGAAAGGAUCAAUCAUGCAAGAUGGUGGAACGAGACGCACCCAGAACCAGGGUACCAGCAUAGGUUGGAAUAUAUUCCAAACCGUAUACUAUGGAGACUUUUGCUGUGCAUGCUCAGAUCCAUAGCCGGCUUAGCCUAUCCUCGAUCCGAGGAUGUAGAAGUUUAUCGCGAAGGUAUACCAGCAAUGGAUACGGGGCCGCAACUCGCAAUACACGGCAAUAUUAACCCAUCAAACUUUCUUAUCGGAGAGAAAUCCAACCCAUAUGUUGACACAGAACAUGUCUUUAAUCCAACUCUUAAGUUGUUUAACUUCUCAACGGCGACGUUAUGGGAUGACUCUUGGAGCGACAUAACUAAGGAGUUGAAAAUUAAAAAUGGAAAUCCCACAUGGUUAGCACCUGAACAACUCGACCCAACCCGGGCGCGUGUAGAUCCGAUCGGACCGGCGCUGAACAUAUAUGGGAUUGGGAUUACUAUGUUCAAUCUCAUAACAUUAAGAACACCAAGCCGAGGCUGGUUACCUCGGUAUCGCGUAACUGAGCAGCCGCCUGCUACAUUUAGUACGUGGGGUUGGCCUUUACUACCAAGUACUGAGUACAGACCGUCGGAGCUCAUUGAGUUGGUCGAUCAUCAACUACGUAUUCUAGUUGCGCUUUGCAUGGCUGACAGCCCAAAUCAACGUCCGGACCUAGGAGCACUCCUUGAGACGACAAUAAUUAGAAUCGAACAAUUAGACAGACAAGAAGGGGAGGCCUCUCCGGACCCUGAAAGGUUUCCGGCUUUAAACGAAAGUGACGAUCUACUAACAAGAUUCUACGUUGAUUACUUCACUGACCCCCCCUUUCCGUCUGACCCGUACGAGGCAUACUGGGAAGGAGGGGAUGCAGCAUGGAAUCAAGUGGUCGGGCCGGCGCCAGGACCACAAUCGUACGGAUACCCGCCUUCUGGGCCUUCAGGGCAUCAGCCACAGGAUAAUACACAGCAGUAUUAUUCUGCUCUCAAGCCUGUAGCGCCUCGACAUCAGCGUAGACCACUCGCAACAGCUGCACCAAAGCAUGCAUCUCAACUUCCAACAGCUACUAAAACCAAACCGGUUCGACGAUAUCGUGUAGGUCGGUCUCCGUCGCCUGUACGGCCCAAAACACCCCCGCAAUCGCAACCGCAACCGCAACAGCAUACACCUAUAUACUCGUCGCCUAGCCCGCCUGCUGCUUCUGCUGCCUUACCCCCAUGGCGCAAUCCAAGGCGCAAACCCCGAUAUCCGUCUGCUCUGGAUUACUCAGAGACUAAGCAACAGAAAACGAUUAGUGAUGUGCGAAUGGCAGGCAUAGGAACAUCACCAGCAAGCGUGGGAGGGAAAACGACAAGCACGGUAGCGGCGAAGGGGAGUGUGGAACCGAUUACAAUAGGCAGUUCGCCGCUGCAAAGCGCUAGCUCGAUAGAGAUAGGUUUGGGAUGGUCCGGCUCAGAAGACGAUUACUCCGAUUUGGAGACCUUCAAAGAUGAAAUGCUUGCAGCAAUACAGAAAAUGCCAUCAAAGGAGGAAUCUCUCGUAGCAAAUCUAAGUGUAGAUUCGGUUACAGAUUCAACUUAUAGCCAAGUGCAGUCAGAAUUGAACCUGGUAGGACCAGACCGCCGAAAUGCCGGUGGUGGUGGACUCAAGAAGGUUUCAGGGAUACAGGAUUUACGGAGUGUAUACAUGACAAAAGGAAACGAGGACGAUAUAUAUGAUUAA